Messenger RNA from Dendronephthya gigantea, 3694 nucleotides. RefSeq names its product centrosomal protein of 112 kDa-like. The record is from RefSeq and is a predicted model, not a curated record. The transcript has 29 exons. Bases 506 to 3469 code for a protein of 987 amino acids. Lineage: Eukaryota; Metazoa; Cnidaria; Anthozoa; Malacalcyonacea; Nephtheidae.
AGCAUAACGACGGGGUCAAAUCUCGUAUUCUCUUCCGAAAUUUCAACGGUUGAAAACGGUUCGCGGGAGAAUAUGAAUUUUGUUUCUGCAUAAAUUUCAAGAGAAAUUGCUACUUUUAUAUAUUUAAAGGGCCAGUUUGAUACGUUUUUCAUCGCUCUGUCGUCUUUUAACGUUGAAAUAAGAAAAUCGAGGAAAAUCGGCAGGAAAUUAAACGCAAAAAGCAGCGAUCGACGGUUCAUAGCGUUCAUUUUAUCAGAUCUCUUGGAUUAAAUUUCGACAGGAUCCCUUUAAAAGGGCAAAGUAAACACUAAACUACGAAGCCAGAGAUGAAAGAGAGGAUUGUUUUAAUGUGGAAUGCAACUGUAAACAUCCUUGCUUGAGUAUUAUAACAAGGUACUAAAAUAACUUUGGAUUUGACGCUUUUUAUUAUGCUCUCGUUUGGUCCAUAACGUUAAGAAGCUCAAGAGAUUGGUUUUGUUUACUUUGUGUGAAAGCGACGGGAAAUAUGACAACUUCGGCGCGGAAACGUGAUUUGAAAAGCGCCAGGGAAGGCUCUGCUAUCGAAAAACUCGAUGACACUUUUAAUAGUUUUGUGGAUUGUAUGAAGCCGUUUGUGCUGAAGUUGGCCAAGAAAACUGAACGUCAAAGGAUCGCAAUGUGGAUCAAGAAGCUUUGUGAGCCACCGGGAAACGGUGCCUCGCUCAUGUCAAGAAAAAACAGGAACAUGUAUGCUCAAGUAUUGCUGGCGAUGUUGAAACGUGAUUUGAUCGAGGAACCUUUCUCUCAACAACCAGAACCUGGCCCGCUACCUACUAUGCCAGCUUACAUGUCCAUCUACGCGGAUGAUCCUACGGUACAGAGUUCACUUUCUGAACAAGAGGCUGACGAUAGUGACACAGCUCCGAGCUGGAUCAGAGGCGAGCUUGCAAACUCAUCAGACGGCAGUUUUCAAGACGAUUCCCAACAUGAAAGAGCCCAUUCGAGGAAAUCGUAUCGAAAUCACGGAGACGAGAACAGCUUGGUGUCGUCUUACGCGGGUAGUUCCAGCCUGAGGAACCAUUCCUCCGGCACGGAAAACGGAGAUAUCUCGCACGCCCGUUCGCCGUAUCAAGCCAGGAAAACUCUCGGUGGGAAAUUCAGAUACGAACCGGUUUAUUUACGAGAGAUCUUGAACAGCGAUUUGGGAUACCCGACAUCAACGCCUACCAAAGCUGCAUUGAGGAUGAAUGGUGAACAAGGAGGUUAUCUAUCUCAAACAAGAGCUCUGCCAUCGUUCACGACAGAACAGGAGGAAGAUUUAUUGAAAAGAGUCGGCAAAGAAAGAGAGGUGGAAGCGAGAACGAAAAUGGCCGAAGCGAGGUUUCAUGAAGAUAAGCUCAAAAUUCAACAACAACAUGACCUUUCUGUUCAAAAGAUUCUUGACCGUAAAAACAAUGAAUUAGAAGAAGUGAAGGCGAAAUAUCGCAGUAAAGUAACUGAGAUCGAGACGAGAUUGAAGAAGCAAGAUAAAAAGAUCGUCCAACAAGCGCGUGAACUCGAGUCGCUACGUCAGCAGCGCGAUAAACAACGAGAUGAACUGAAAAAUUUAGCCCAAGAAAAGGAAGGAACGACGAUGCAAAACGAUUUUGAGAAAAAGCUGCACGAUAAGAUCGCGGAGUUUGAGCAGGAAAAGUUUGAGAUGCAGAAGAAGCACACACAGGAAAUUCAGGAAAUUUUGGACGAAACAAACGGGAGAAUCGCGAAAAUGGAAAGUGAAAGUAAUCAACAAGUGGAAGCAGCGAAUGGAAUGGUUAAGAAUUUGGAAGUGGAAACACAGAGAUUAAGCGAGGAAUGUGAGGUGUUGCGGCGCGGAAGGAUGGGCUUGGAACAUGAGAAGGCGGAACUGCAAAAGCAAUUGAAAUCUGCCGAAUCAGAAUGUGACGAUCUUAAAGAGAGCGUGUCAAGUUACGAACGAGAGAAGCAGACUUUGGUUGGUAAUUUCGAGACGAAUAUUGCUCAAGUUGAAAAGAAAGCGAAGAAUGACGUUGAUCAUGAAAAGUCAGAAAAGGAAAAAGCGCUUGCCAAGGCCUCUUCAACAAUCACCAAGUUGAAGAAUGACGUCAGCGAACUGCAGCGGAAACUGAGGAAUCUCGAACAACAAAAACAAGACGAAAUUCAACAACUCGCCAGCCUUCAUCGUCAGGAGAGAACUGAUCUUGAACACAAUUUUGAAAACAAGGUUCGCAGCGUGCAAGACGAACUCGCUCAGGUGAGGCGAGAAAGCGAUGGACGCAUUUGUGAUCUUGAAGCAGUUCUUCGGGAGAAGAAUGCAGAGCUGGAGAAGACAGUUGCAGUACAAAGACAGAAAGAAGAAGAAGCUGAGAAUACCUUGGAAGAGUUGAAAAGAAAGAUGGAGGAGACCUCAAAGAAGAUAUUUGACGAUACAAAAACCCAGAUGGAUAAAGUUGAGCAAGACUUGGCGAAGUCCAGAACAUCUCGCGAGAAACAAGCCAAGGAGUUUACGAGACAAAUUGAAAACGAACGCGCUCGCAAUGAGAAAUUGAUUUCAGAGUUGAAGAUUUCUUUCGAACAAGAAAAGACGUACCUCAUUCGUGAAAACCAGCACGAAAAAGAUCUCUUAACGAGGGAACACGAACGUGAAAAGGAACUUUAUACGGAGAAACAGCAAAGCAAAGUGCAAGAGCUCGAAGCUCAGUCCCGCAGUAAAUCGUCCAAAGACGGGAAGGUGAUAGCAGACCUUCAGCAAGUCAACGUCUCCCUUCGUGAAGAGUUGAUGCAAAAGGAAGCGUUGUACAAACAGCAGUUGGUCGAGUUGGGAAUGCUACGUGAAGAAGAAAAGCAAACGUUUAAGAGACAAGAAGAAUCGCAGGCUGCAAAGUUCAGGUCUGAACUUGAACAGGAGAAACUACAACUUCAACGGCAGCACAGCACAGACAUGGAGCAGAUCUUGGACAAGACAAACGGUCGGUUCAAACAAAUGGAAGAAGACUACAUUACCAGAUCACAGAAAAUGCAGGAGACAAUGGAUGCGCUGAGAGAGGAAAUACAAACUCUAAAAAAUGAAAGAAUCACGUUACAGAGCUCCCAAGAGAAACGAUUGAGUACGACCAUACGUAAACACGAGGAGGAGAAAGCAAGCCUCAAACACCACCAUUCAUCAAUAGUCAAGUCGCUAGAGAGAGACAUUGAAAGACAGAAAUCUGUCACAAAAGAGGUUGAAAAACAUGCAAGAAAUGCCGAAAUCAGGUUGCAAGAGAAGAUUUCUAAAUUGCAAUAUGACUACGAGGAGAGAAUGACGAGCCUGUUGCCAAUAGAGCUUAAAGAGGAACUCGAGGAUACAAUUCGUUCGCUACGUCAGCAAAUUUCCCUACUGCAGUCACGUGCUGAUGUUUUGCAAGAGGAACUGGACGCGACGAACACUCUCUCCUCGACCUGGGAUAUGUCACGGUUAGAUAAAACAUGCGAAUAGUUCAUAGUAUCCAUAUUUGAUCGUUAUUUAUCCCCUGAGCAAAUAUUUUUCUUUAUAACCUAUAUCAUUAUGCCCAUGUUUUCCCGAAAGAUGAGGGUAGUUAAGAUAUCCCCUUAUAAAUAUAAAUCUAUAUUUUUAUCCUGUAAAUUAUUAGUUGAAUUAAAUUCUUUUUGUAUCUUUUACAAUCUCGCUAAUCGUGGGAAUUCCUGUUGCCAAGAUUAGUGG